AUGACGGAGCGAGCCAAUCACAUCAACAUUGCAAUGAUAGAAGAUGUUGGCACCAACGGCACCACGGCCGGGUCGAAGGCCGUCCCAUCCAAGCUGCCGUGUGGGUCCACCGUGAGCUUCCACAACAUCCAGUACAAAGUGCAGCUGAGGAGCGGCUUCCUCUGCAGACGCAAAACCAGUCCCAGAGAAAUACUGGCGGACCUCAAUGGGAUUAUGAGACCCGGCCUGAACGCAAUUCUUGGGCCAACUGGAAGUGGAAAAUCUUCGUUCUUGGAUAUUCUAGCUGCAAGGAAGGAUCCUUCAGGUCUGUCAGGAGAAGUGCUCAUCGACGGAGCACCACAGCCUCCAAACUUCAAGUGUCUCUCUGGUUAUGUGGUUCAGGAAGAUGUGGUCAUGGGCACCCUGACCGUGAGGGAGAAUCUGCGUUUCUCUGCAGCGCUUCGGCUGCCCGGCUCUGUGCCUCAGAGUGAGAAGGAGGCUCGAGUCAAUCACCUCAUCAAAGAACUGGGCCUCACCAAGGUGGCGGACUCCAAGGUGGGCACACAGAUGACCCGAGGAAUCUCUGGAGGAGAGAGGAAGAGGACAAACAUUGGUAUGGAGCUGAUUAUUGAUCCUUCAGUCCUCUUCCUGGAUGAACCAACCACAGGACUGGAUGCUAGCACAGCUAACUCUGUCCUGCUGCUGCUGAAAAGAAUGGCCAGUCAUGGAAGAACUAUAAUCAUGUCCAUCCACCAACCCCGAUACUCCAUCUACAGACUGUUUGACACUCUAACCUUGUUGGUUAGUGGUAAAAUGGUAUACCACGGACCAGCACCAAACGCUUUGGACUACUUCGCCAACAUUGGAUAUCCCUGUGAGCCCCACAACAACCCAGCCGACUUCUUUCUGGAUGUUAUUAACGGAGACUUCACUGCCACAACCAUGACUAAAGUGCACAGCUCUGAGGAUUUGGACUUUGAGGAACUCAGCAGCUCCAGGCAGAGCAUCGAGGAGCGUCUGAUAGAGGAGUACAGGAACAGCAGCUACUCCAGCGACACACGGGCCGAGCUGGAACGGAUCAUACAAGAUAAGGAGUGUAUCUCACGUCCCAAAUCUCGCAUCAUCACCUACAACAGCUCCUUCUUCCACCAGCUGCACUGGGUGCUUAAGAGAACCUUUCAGAACCUGAUGUUGAACCCUCAAACAUCCGUGGCCCAGCUGGGAGUCAACAUUUUCCUCGCUCUAAUCGUAGGAGCCAUUUUCUUCGAGGUCAAAGAUGAUCAGAGUGGUAUCCAGAACAGGAUGGGAGCCCUCUUCUUCAUCACCACCAACCAGUGUUUCAGCACUGUGUCUGCAGCCGAGCUCUUCAUCAUCGAGAGGAAACUGUUUGUGCACGAGUACAUCAGUGGCUACUACAGAGUGUCCGUCUACUUCCUCUCUAAGAUCUUGUCUGACAUCACUCUGCGCACUAUUACCUCUGUUAUCUUCAGCUGUAUUGUCUAUUUCAUGAUCGGGCUGAAAUCCACAGUAGCAGCCUUUUUCAUCUUCACGCUGACAGUAACUCUGGUGGCCUACACAGCCACAGCCAUGACCAUGGCCAUCUCAGCUGACCAGACCGUUGUGGCUCUCGCCAACAUCUUCAUGACCAUCACCUUUGUCUUCAUGAUGAUUUUUUCAGGUCUCCUGGUCAACCUACCCAGCAUCAUGGACUGGCUGGCUUGGCUGAAGUACUUCAGUAUUCCUCGUUAUGGCCUAGCAGCCUUGAAGAUCAACGAGUUUGUGGGUCUAAAGUUCUGUGAAGAGCCCGUUAUCCGAAGCACCAACAUGUCUGCGAUAAUGACUAACUGCAGUGUGAGCACAGUGGGUCUGACAUGUACAGGAGAACAAUACCUGGACUACCUGGGAAUACAGUAUACCACCUGGGGACUGUGGGAGAAUCAUGUGGCCUUGACUAUUAUGACAAUCAUAUUUCUUAUCAUCUCCUAUCUGAAACUACGCUACAUUAAGAAGUUCACUUGA
Molecule: messenger RNA, 1998 nt
Organism: Scomber japonicus (chub mackerel)
Lineage: Eukaryota; Metazoa; Chordata; Actinopteri; Scombriformes; Scombridae
Product: broad substrate specificity ATP-binding cassette transporter ABCG2-like
Exons: 15
Coding region: 1-1998 (665 amino acids)
Cellular component (GO): plasma membrane
Molecular function (GO): ABC-type transporter activity; ATP binding; ATP hydrolysis activity
Source: RefSeq, a predicted model, not a curated record